Messenger RNA from Parnassius apollo (apollo), 270 nucleotides. The record is from the annotation of a GenBank genome assembly. NCBI's taxonomy places the organism in Eukaryota, Metazoa, Arthropoda, Insecta, Lepidoptera, Papilionidae.
AUGAACCAGAAUGUGGACCGCCGCCCGCACGCGCUGCUCGUCUCCGGCUUCGAGCCCGACGAGCUGGACGCACUGCUGCUGCACUUCGCGGUACGUACUCACGCACGCACCUACACGCACACGCACGUUCGGCAUGAACCAGAGCGUGGACCACCGCCCGCGCGCGCUGCUCGAUUCCGGCUUCGAGCCCGACGAGCUGGACGCACUGCUGCUGCACUUCGCGAUACGUACUCACGCGCGUACCUACACGCACACGCACGUUCGGCAUGA